UGAGGACCAAAUCUCAUUACUUGAAUUCACAAAGAAAAUCCUCUUACACCGAAAGAGAAAGAAAAGGAGAAAGAGAAAAGAGUUUGAAAUGUCAACGAAUUGAAUUGCCAUUCAAUUCAUCCAACAAAAAGAGAAGGAAAUUGAAAUGUCAACGAACUGAAUUGCUAUUCAUCCAACAAUUUCCCCUAAUCGUCGUCGGAGCAUCUUUCCGAUCGUCGUCUCUUCCCGGCGUAUCAGCAACCUUAGAUUUCACUCUCUUCUGUAGGUGAGAAUAGGGGAUGGAGAUGGAGCAGAAAUUAGAGUGGGCUGAGGCACAGAAGAUUGUAACAAGCGUAGACCUUGUUGCUGCAGCCAAACAGCAGCUGAAAUUUCUUGCAGCUGUUGAUCGGAACCGUUGGCUUUAUGAAGGCCCUUAUUUGGAAAGAGCCAUCUAUAGGUACAAUGCUUGUUGGCUUCCUUUGCUUGUCAAAUAUUCUGAGGCCCAAAUGACAGAAGGACCUUUGGUUGUUCCUCUUGAUUGUGAAUGGGUUUGGCACUGCCACAGGCUAAAUCCAGUUAGGUACAAAUCUGACUGUGAGGUAUUUUAUGGAAGGAUUCUUGACAACCAUAAUGUUGUUUCUUCUAUUCAAGGGACUUCAAAAAGGGAAACUGAACAGAUUUGGAACAAACUAUACCCGAGUGUGCCCUAUGAUUUUGGCUCGACUAGUGUUUCCUUUGAGAAGGUUUCUGGAGCUGGAAAGUACUCCCAAUACGAUCUGCUUUUAGCUGUCAAAAGGCAGGUGCCAUUCUUUUAUCAGGUUUCUAGACCCCAUAUGGACAAUGAUCUCUUUCUUGAAGCAGCUGUGGCUAGAUACAAAGGAUUUCUGCAUCUAAUCAAGAGAAACAGGGAGAGAUCCUUAAAACGCUUCUGUGUUCCAACUUAUGAUGUUGACCUUAUCUGGCACUCACAUCAGUUGCAACCUGCUUCUUACUGCAAAGACCUGGUGAAAAUACUUGGCAAGGUUUUAGAGCAUGAUGACACAGAUUCAGACAGAUCAAAAGGAAAGAAGCUGGAUUCUGGAUUUUCUGAAACUACCAAGCAGUGGGAGGACACAUUUGGUUCGAGAUAUUGGAGGGCAGGGGCAAUGUACAGAGGUGCCGCUCCAUCUCCUAUCAUGGCCACUCCCUGUGCCUCUAAAAUUGUGACCAAGCAGGUAAUCGCAUCCAAUGAGCAUCAGAAAACUGUACAUCUUCCUGAGGUGAAAGUUAUAGAGGUCAUGUUGGAAUUUGUUGGUGUCAGAAACUUACCAAAGGGACACAAGGGAAGCGUCUCUGUCGUAUUUAGUAAGACACAGCCUGAUACAAUCUUCAGUGCCAAUAGGAGACUCACUAUUUUGUCCGAGUCUGGGGAGAAGCAGGUCGCUUCUUUCCAUUGUCAGCCUACUGGAAAUCUGCGAUUUGAACUUGUCUCCCACUCACCUUCCAACUUAAAAAUUUCAAGGCCAGCCAAAACUUUGGGUUCCUCUUCCAUCUCUCUGGAGGAUUUCCUGACCCCCGUUUCCAAUCUCUCUGUGGAGAAGUGGUUGGAGUUGGUGUCCAGUUCUGGAACAGUGAGCUCAAAGCCAAUUGGUUUACGGGUUGGCCUCUCAUUUACCAUUCCAACUGCAGCGCCACAUGUGCUUCACAUGGUUCGCUCUCGGCCAUUCUCAAAGAGUUCUUGUUUUUUCCCACUUCCCGGAAGGGUUCAAUUUACUAAGAGUUGGACACAUGUUAUCGAUGAAACUGGCAAUGAGGUCAUCAGCCUCCAGAUGAGAGAUUUUAGUAAGGAAAAGGGGAGAAACGACUCUAUUUUGAGGAAAGAGGUUAUUGGAAUUACAGAAUCUGGUGAAGCACAUACUCUUGCCAAAUUUGAAGGGACAGAGUGGUCUUUGAUAGAUUCGCAAUGGUCCCUUCAGCUUCAGAAAAUAUCCAAUAAAGACGGCCACCUUUUUGAGCUCACUGGCCAUCGGAUGGUAAAACUAUUCCCAGGUAGGAAGCUGGAAUACGAACAGCACUGUGAGGAGCAUAGAAGUGAACAUGACUUUGUGACAUUAGUUGAAUUCUCUGAAUGUGGAUUGAAUUCCUGAGCGGUUGCAUUGCUCAACUUGAAAUCUGGAUUUUUCAAGGUGAAAGAAGAAUGGCUGGUGUUGCUCGGGAUCACAUUGACUUUUAUCCUUUCUGAUAUUUUGAGAAAGGAGGGAUAUGACAGCCUAACUGACGGUGGAGAAAAUUUAACGGAGACGGAUCAUAAAGAAGUCGAUGUGUGCCACGAGGAAGACAAAGGGGCUAACUUGACCACUGAGAUGGAAAUGGCAUUGAACGUAGAAACCAUUAACAGUAAUGUGGUGACACCAGAAAAUGGCAUGGCUUAUAGUGGGAUUGGAAAUACAGUAAAGAGUGGCGGUUGCGGUGGUGGUUGUGGAAGUGGAUGUGGAAGUAUGGUGAAGAGUGGUGGCUGCGGUGGGUGUGGUAGUGGUUGUGGUGGUAUGGUGAAGAGUGGUGGCGGCGGUGGUUGUGGUAGUGGUUGUGGAGGUAUGGUGAAGAGUGGUGGUUGUGGUGGUGGGUGUGGUGGUGGUUGCGGAGGUGGAUGUGGAAAUAUGGUGAAGAGUGGAGGCUGCGGUGGUUGUGGUGGUGGUUGUGGAGGUGGAGGUGGAGGUGGAUGUGGUGGUGGUGGUGGUUGUGGAGGUGGAUGUGGAGGUACGGCGAAGAGUAAAGCAUAGGGAAACAGCACUGCCAAUCCCUCUGUUGUUGAACAACCAAAGUAAGCAACAAUCCAAGCAAAUGAAAACAAUGGUAUAGUAUAUUGUGUUUGCAUGAUGGUUUCAGCUCCCAAUAAAUAAGUUUCAGCCUGUCUUGACAAAUAUUUUGAGUUUAUGAGAACUUUUGUGUGUGGAUUUCAAGUGUCUAAUUAUAAUACCCACCUUGCAUGGAGUUUGUGUUUUUCUUUAAUAUGGCCAUUUUCAUGUCCAUUUCUCAAGUUGUCUGGUUUCUGUUCAUGGUACUGUGUAAUAGAGUUUGUUAAUAUCAAUGUUACUGGAGAAUAUCUAUAUUGGAUGGUGA
Molecule: messenger RNA, 3078 nt
Organism: Camellia sinensis
Lineage: Eukaryota; Viridiplantae; Streptophyta; Magnoliopsida; Ericales; Theaceae
Product: glycine-rich domain-containing protein 1-like
Source: RefSeq, a predicted model, not a curated record